AUGACCCUCCGCCUGCUGUGCCAGGCGCUGGCCGUCCGCUCCAGCCGGGCAAGCACCAAGGUCUGGCAUCAAGCCAGGGUCGCAUGGGGCCCCGCGUCCGCCACGCCUCUGACGGAAGACGCGGUGGCCCACACCCACGCAGCGCCCUCAUACGCCAAUCACCGCGUCCGCCCCUGGCCCAAAGGCAGUGGCGCGCUUCGCGCUGUCGCUGGCUUCAGCUCCAGCGCGGCCAGGUUGGCACACCUGUGCCAGGUUGACAGCUGCAGUAAGCAGCCCACAUUCAACUUCGAGGGGGCGUCCAAGGGCCUCUUCUGCAAGCCACAUGCGGCGCCCGGUAUGGUCAACGUUGUGAGCCGGCGAUGCCGAGAGCCCGGCUGCAGUAAGCAGCCCCACUUCAACUUUGAGGGCGAGUCCACAGGCAUCUUCUGCAAGGCUCAUGCGGCGCCCGGUAUGAUCAACGUUGGCAGUCGGCGCUGCCGAGAGCACAGCUGCAGGAAGCAGCCCCACUUCAACUUUGAGGGGGAGUCCAAGGGCAUCUUUUGCAAGGCACAUGCGGCGCCCGGCAUGGUCAACGUUGUGAGUCGACGCUGCCGAGAGCCCGGCUGCAUGAGACAUCCCCACUUCAGCUUUGAGGGCGAGUCCAGCGGCCUCUUCUGCAAGGCGCAUGCGGCACCCGGCAUGGCGGACGUCACGAGCCCGCGCUGCAGGCAGCCGGACUGCGCCACGCGGCCCAACUUCAACUUCGAGGGCCAGUCCAGGGGCAUCUUCUGCAAGACGCAUGCGGCGCCCGGCAUGGUGGACGUCGUAGAGAGGCGCUGCCAGCAGCCUGGCUGCACCAAGCGCCCCUGCUACAACUUCCAGGGCCAGUCCAAGGGCAUCUUCUGCAAGGCUCAUGCGGCGCCCGGCAUGGUUGAUGUGAAGAAGCCCCGCUGCCGGGAGCCCGGCUGCACUAAGCGGCCCGUCUUCAACUUCAAGGGCGAGUCCAGGGGCAUUUUCUGCAAGGCCCACUCGGAGCCAGGCAUGGUGGACGUCCAGACCUGGCGCUGCCGAGAGCCCGGCUGCGAAAAGCUGCCCAGCUUCAACCAUGCGGGGCAUGGCGCCGCCAAGUACUGCGCCGCGCACGCCCAGCCUGGCAUGGUCAACGCCGUCGCUCGACGAAGCGACCCCAACAACAGCGGACGGGCGAGCGGCGCCGCAGCAGCCCAACCCCUCGCGCGCGCGGCGGGGCUCCAGCCAGCAGAAAAAUUGCAACAACAACAGCCUGACUCGUCUGACAGCGCACAGAUGCUCUUGGCAAAGGCUUGGUUCCUCCUGGGCGGCGCCAGCGGCGCCUUGCUGUUCCCCUACGUAAACGUUUUCCUUGCGGCAAGAGGCACGCUGAACCCUGCUCCCGCGCGCCACCGCUCCCGCGCGCGCCUGGUAUCCCACGCGGCUGCCACCUUGCGGGCGACCACAAUGCACCGCGCGCCCUCGCACGCAACCGCCACCGAGCAGCUGCCUGGCGAGCAGCUACCUGCCAAGCAGCUGCCUGGCCUCACCCCUGCAGAGAUCGGCCUCAUCUCCGCCCUUCGGCCGUGGGUCGCCGCGCCCACCUCCAUCGCCGCCACCGCCCUCGCCGACCGCGCCGCCGCGCACCGGCCGCUGCUGCUCCUCGGCCUCUGCGCCUCGGCGCUGCUGCGCGCGGCGCUGCCCCUGGGGCGCGGCGCGUGGGAGCUCUGCGCCAUCCUGCUGGCUGCUGAGGCGUUCGGCUUCUUCGGUGUCCUCGGGGACUCCACUGUCCUCUCAAACCUGGCUGGGCGCGAGGGCGGGGCCGCGUCAUACGGCGCCCAGCGUGUGUGGGCCAGCAUCGGCUGGGGUGUCUUCGGCGUGGCGGGCGGCGCCGCCAUCCAGCGCUUCGGCAUUGAAACGGCCCCCUUCGUCGGCUUCGGCCUGCUUUCGGCGCUGCUGUUUGUGGUGGGCGCGCUGAUGCGGUACAACUACGCCGGGUGGGCGCCCGCGGCCGCCCCUCUGCCUUCCGCCGACGCACGCGGCAGCGGCGGCGGCGGCGGCCCCGAAAGGGGCCUGCUUGAGAGCCCCCCCGCUGCCGCCGCCGAGCCUGCCGCCGGCGAGGCAGCCGCCGUCGGUGCGCCUGCGGCGGCAGAGGCGGGCGAGUAUGACUGGUCGGAGGGCGGGAGCCUGGAGGGUGCGGCGGCUGGGGCGGAGGAGGGCGGCGUGGCGGCGCUGUUGCUGCAGCCGGAGGUGGCGAUAUUUCUUUUUGAGGCGACGAUGCUCGGGUUUGGCAUGGUGAGGGGCUGCUGGCGCUUGUGA
Molecule: messenger RNA, 2307 nt
Organism: Monoraphidium neglectum
Lineage: Eukaryota; Viridiplantae; Chlorophyta; Chlorophyceae; Sphaeropleales; Selenastraceae
Exons: 5
Coding region: 1-2307 (768 amino acids)
Cellular component (GO): membrane
Source: RefSeq, a predicted model, not a curated record